AUGGGCUCAUGGGAUUAUUACUGCGCUUUGUGCGGGUCCACCUUCCACGGAGAGAGCUUUGUUUCUAGAAAACCACGCACAGCCCGGUACUUAUGGCGAGAAAAACGCGACGCUGACUUUGAUACAUUGGUGGCUGCGGAUCCCUUGAAUGGCCGAAUCGAUUUCCGGAGGUUCAACGAAGAAACAGCUGCUGGUGAAGACAAUCUCGAUAAUGAAUCAUUGUCUAGCCAAGAUGAGAAUGGCACCUAUGAUUGCUCGAUCAUCUCCAAAGAGGAUGCCACAUGGUCCAAUAAUCUCCAAUGUCUUGGCGUGAAUAUUGAUUAUCCUUUUCCGAGCAAUGCAUUUCUUUCUGACAUUGGCUAUGAUGACGAAUUCGGCGCUGUCUCUGCCGAGCCAGGCAGCGAUUCUAGCGCGCCCGACGAUUUGGGCGAUUAUUCGGCUUACGAUCAGAACGAAGAUUACCCACUCUUCCCGUUUCACCCCAAGUGCUUUGAGCUGCUCCAACAGACCGUCGCAUUCUGGCGAGGUUUCCAAAUAAAGGCCAGACCGCUACUCGAACGUGACUGGGAGUUGAACGUACCCGGUGGUGAUCUUGACAAGGAUGUGCUGUGGAGGGUCUUCCGCAAUUUGCAGAGUGAUGCACAGCUGGAUAUCUCAUAUGGAGAGCCAGCGCCACCUCAAGAUCAAUACUGGUGUGUAAACCCGGGCGAUGAGCUCUUCAUUGCAGACCCUGGAAAGCGAAACCCCCACGCCAUGAAUGCGAUUCAUGAUAUGUGGCGCGAAAUACACUCUCCCGGAUUAGAAUCCGAUAUUACUAGUAAACUUAGUAGUAUGGAUGAUCCGUUUGCACAAUUUCCGCUCGAAUUACUCCUGAUCAUCACUUCAUCACUCCAGCCUCGCUCGCUUUUAAGCCUCAUGCAAGCUUCGCCUCACAUACGACGUGGAUUAGGCCGGAGUUUUUCAUAUUGGCGACAACGAUUUGAAACAGAUUUACCAUGGUUCUACGAAGUUCACUCUUUUCUAGAGGACUUUCCCAGCCCAGCCAGCUGUGAUUCUAGAGAGCUUCCUGGCAAGUCGCUCUCGCAUUUCUUUGCAUGGGCGUACCAUACUACCACCCCCCGAUUGGGAUUACAAGGCCCUUUCAUGGGAAUUGCCAAUCGUCGACGAAUUUGGGAAGCAUGCAACCAACUCGUGGGUCCGUACUUGGCUCAGGUCAACACCGAAUAUAGCUACUCAGAAGUUGAAGAAGAAGGAUAG
Messenger RNA from Penicillium waksmanii, 1257 nucleotides. RefSeq lists its product as uncharacterized. The coding region runs from base 1 to 1257 and encodes 418 amino acids. NCBI's taxonomy places the organism in Eukaryota, Fungi, Ascomycota, Eurotiomycetes, Eurotiales, Aspergillaceae. The record is from RefSeq and is a predicted model, not a curated record. Gene Ontology annotation, molecular function: protein binding. The transcript has a single exon.